AAGUGGAGUAAAUGGGAUCCCUGGAUACCUGUUAGCAACAGUUACUCAGGUGACCACAACAAACAAUGCCGGAAAACGCGAGGGUGACACUUUGCCACGGACCUUAUGAAUCCAAUGGAGUUGUUGCACACAGGAACUUCCGCCUGCAGGGUCUCCUGGCCACUCUGGGAGCGCGCGGGCACCAGUGCAUCUUGGCGGAGACGCUCGAGUGGAACGUGGUGGAGCUCGUGGUCAACGGGGAGUUGGUCUUCAGCUGUGACGUCAAGCAGCUGGAGUUUGGUGGAGAUGGACAACUGGACCAUGUUUGCACAGAAGCUGUUACUGCUGUGGAGAACGCUUACUGAAGAGAACUGAAAUAAAAAAAUUAAAAAAAUUAUUGUAUUC
Sebastes umbrosus (honeycomb rockfish) is the source of this 384-nucleotide messenger RNA. RefSeq names its product chromosome 10 C10orf53 homolog (gene c10h10orf53). Lineage: Eukaryota; Metazoa; Chordata; Actinopteri; Perciformes; Sebastidae. The record is from RefSeq and is a predicted model, not a curated record. Bases 66 to 344 code for a protein of 92 amino acids. The transcript has 3 exons.